Messenger RNA from Lottia gigantea (owl limpet), 454 nucleotides. RefSeq lists its product as hypothetical. The transcript is spliced from 4 exons. Bases 8 to 445 code for a protein of 145 amino acids. Gene Ontology annotation, biological process: intracellular cholesterol transport. NCBI's taxonomy places the organism in Eukaryota, Metazoa, Mollusca, Gastropoda, Lottiidae. Gene Ontology annotation, molecular function: sterol binding. The record is from RefSeq and is a predicted model, not a curated record.
GUACAACAUGUUGGUAUACCUCCUUCUCGCUGCCUUACUGACUGAUUUCUCCUCGGCUGGUGUCUUUUAUAAAGACUGUGGCUCUGUAGAUGGAACCAUCAGUAAUAUUGAAGUGUCAUCAUGUGCUUCAGAACCCUGUCAAUUCCAGAAGAAUACCAAUAUCUCUGUUACCAUCGAUUUUACCUCAAAGACAGUCGUGUCUAGUGCUACUACUGUCGUACAUGGGAUUAUAGCCGGUAUUCCCGUACCAUUUACUUCAGUUCAACCUGAUGCUUGUAAAGAUAUGUCUUGUCCACUAGCCAGUGGAACCAAAUACACCUAUAAGAAUCAAGUAGCUGUAUUGCCUAUCUAUCCUACGAUCCAGUUGGUAGUCCAAUGGGAAGUAAAGGAUCAAGACGGAAAGGAUUUGUUAUGUUUUAAAAUUCCAGUUAGAAUAACAAAUUAAACUAAUUAU